AGCGACCGAAGUGACAAAGCGAAAUGAGAGGGGGAUCUCGUGAACCGCCGCCGCUGAGUCAGAGCGACAUCGAUGCUGCCGUCGCAGAUCUGCUUUCGUCAUCGGACGAGGCCUUCACAGCGGCAGCGCGGACAUUGGUUCGUGCGUGCAUCAAUCGACGCACCACCACAGAGCAGGCCCGAGGUGUGACCGCCCGGCUUCUCGAAGACAAAGAUGGGCUGCGCCGCAUACUCACCUGGCUGGUGGAUGACGGCAGCAAAGAGACCCAGCUGGCUGCUGCAGAUCUGCUCGUAGUUCUUUGUGCGGUAAUCAAGCCCGCCCUGGCAGCAUUGCAGCCAUUUCAGAUGGUGGAUGUGGCUCGUGUUGUUGUGGAUCUGGCGACAUGGAGGCACAUAUCAGCAGAUGGCAGCAGCCGCUACUAUGGGCCCGACGAGAGCCUGGUCGUCAAGCACAUCGUCGAAGCUGAUGCUGCAGUGGAUAUCGUGACUUAUGUGCGGUUGAUGCUUCUUGCCUCGGUGCUUGAGGCUCUGCGCGAGGCUGCACCGCAGGAGGGCGCUCGACUUCGCGACUCACUCCUGGCUGACCACCUGACGACCAUCAAGCAGUGCCUCACCGUCAUGCUCACCGACACACACAGUCCUGUUUCGAGGACGGCGUCUUGUGCUUUCCAACAGCUUCUGCCGCUGCCAUCUUCACCCGAUGCGGAGGAUCCCGCCCCCGUCCCCUUCCAGCUCUCCCUCCCCUUUUUUACACUCCUGGUCGACCAUGUGGUGGAGCUGGCGAAAGGGGCGACGCACAUGGACGCACAGGGGUGGCUGAUCGUCGUUUGUUUAUCUCAUCGGGUCGGAAAGACAGCCUCACAGCCGCACCAGGACGGAUGUAAGAUGCACAAGUGCGGGUGGGUGGGUGAGAGAGUGAGUAGCUGGCCGACCACUCAAUGCUGCUGUCGUCUUCUGUGUGUGUGUGCCAUGCGUCCAUCAGCGCUACGGGCGAAGGACGUGAAGCGGCUGGUCGAAGAACACCUGUAUGCACACAUGGAGACGCUCGUGUGCCUCAUCACCUCGAGAGAAGGAGAGAUCUUGGCUAUGGCGGCGGCCACACUGGGUGCCAUCAUGAUGGCACUCAAAGUCAUCGAGCAGUGGCACUCUCUCCCCCCUUUCCCCCCCUCGUCGUGCCGGCCGCUGGUUGACAACCCCUCGCUGAUCACCAGAGCCCUUAAAGCGGCCAACGCCCUUCCUGACCACGACACCGAGCUGCCGCCAGCCGUCUACCCCAUAAUGCUUACCUGUUUGACGAUGCCGGCAAGAUUAGCUAUAGGUCAGACAGAAUGGCCACGGAGAGAGAGAGAGAGAGAGAAAUGCAGGAAGGGGCACAAAGUGACAUGUAAAGACGGAGCUGGGUGUGUGCUGUGCUGUGCUCCUCUGCACAGCUUCGGGAGACAUCGACGCAGGUCAUCGAUUGGUGGGAGCUGUCUGUCAGCUACUAGCCGAGCCUGCGGGGCUGCCAUUCGUCGUGUGCAUCGUGGACCUCCUGCAGUGGAUGAUCAAGUGGGCGGAGAGGGACGGGGGGGGCUCCUUGGAAUAAUUGACGUAGUGGCUGCCACAUGCUGCAUGCAUGUGAAUCUGUCAUGGGCUGCCGUGCAGGCGUGGUGAUGAGUUGGUCACUGAGGGCAAGUUCACAAGCAACCCAUUCGUCGACCAGGUCGUUCAGGUGAGCACCGAGCAGAGGAGAUGGAUCAUAUAGCCACAGGUGGAUCGUGACGUGUCCGUCUUCGUGUCUGUCCGUCUGCUUUAUUGCCAGUGUGAGGCCGUCCAGCAGCUGAGAGGCCGCCCCGACCUUCCAAUAGAGGUGAGCGACGCAACCAACGAAACCACACGACCGAACAAGAUGAGUCGAUGGGUGCACAGAUGCCUCUCUGAUUCCCUCCGGCCUGUUUGUAUAGGUGACGUCGUUCAUCCAAUCGCUCCCAAAGACGGUCAAAGUGUGCAGCAGCUCAGCCGCGACGGACCGAUCGCACCGCCCAACCAAGCACAAGACAGCCUCGCACACCCAUCCGGCGUCGGGGCCUCCUCCGCCGCCCCUCUCCCCCUCGCCGCAGCCCUCAUCACCCCUCGACACCGAUGCGCUGGUGGACGGCCUGCUAUCUGACGACAUUGAGACGUUCACCUCGGCAGCCAAAACCAGCGCUGACCAGGUGACGACUGCAUUCGUCAAGCGGCUGGCCGUGCGGUUCGGAAAAGAGGGGGAUCUUUUCCGUCGCGUCCUGAUGCGUCUGGUGGAUAGCGGAAACGACAAAUGUCAGCUGGCGACCGCUGACCUGCUGGUCGGCCACUCUCAUGACCUCCUGGACUACAUGCACCCGUCGGAUUGUCUGUCGGCCAUCCGGCACAUCUUCGAUAUCGUGACGUGGAGGGAUCUUGAGGAGGUGGCUGAGGGUGGAGCGGAGGUGGCGUGCAAGGAGCUGUCGGAGGGAGGGGCGGAGGGGGGCAACAGCUCGAUUGCGGAAGCUAUCGUCAAGGCAUCGUCAGGCGACGAGCCGCUGCCCCGCCCCGUCGACGUCGUGACAUAUGCGAGACUUCGACUGAUCCAAUGCGCUCUUCACGCGGCCAUCACACUCGAGGCGACGGGAGGGCCCCGGCUUCGCGCGAGUGUCCUCCAGACCCAUCAAAAGACCCUCCGGCAGGCGAUGGAUGUCAUUCGGGAGUUCAGACACGCGAAUGUCGCUAAGGAGGCUGCCGUGAUGCUGACGGCGCUGUUCACGCCCAGCCCUGUCGGCCCAUCAAUUCAACUCGUGCUCGAGUUCUUCUCCAUUUUCGUCGAGGGCCUGAAGCAGCUGGGCGAUGACGAGACAGAGGGGACGAGCCACUUCAUAUCGCCGCUGGUGUAUGCCACAUACUAUCUAUUGAACUCGCCACGCGAAGGUCAGAAAAGUGCACGUGGAUGCGUUCUCUGGACGAGGCUGCUGUCCUUUGUCUUGGCAGGCAUUGUGGAGGAGUGGCCAGUCAUCAAAGCGGCUCUCAACACACACAUCUACGCUCACAUAGACACGCUGCAGGCCUUCAUCGCGGCAUCCAAUCCUUCCUCUCCCCUGUGCUUCGCGGCAAGCUCCACCGUGGGAAUUCUCCUCCUGGCCGCCAUCUUCCUCUGCGUCCGAAAGAGGAAAGGUAGGCAACGAAAGGGAUGGCGCGGGAGCGCCCGUCAUGCACCUGGACUGCGUGUGUGUCCACAGGUGGAGGUCCUGUUGCGCCUGAUCGAUUCGUCCUCGUCGAUGCGAUCGCACAAAACGGUGUGGGCAAGAUCACGGCCGCUGCCCCUCUGCCGAUGCAGUCGCUUCGUCGUCUCCCUCUGGAUGCCACCAUGGGAGAUCGGGUGGCCAACGCGUUGGACAUGGACUACAGAGCGUGCAAGGAUCCAACGGGCUCCUUGGCGGAUUUCAUCACUACUGCUCUGGUCACCCCAGCCAUGGCCAUGAUAGGUCGGUCCGUGUCAGUCAGUCAGUCAGCCAGUCGGUGCACCUCCCGGGAUUCUUCAACCAUGCGUGUGUGUGUGUGUGUGUGUGCAGAUGGUGGGGACGCUGGCGCUUUGAUCGAGUCGAGGUUCGUGUCUUGUCUGACCCUCUUCUUUGAGAGGGCCGAGAGGAUCGGGAGGCCUGAUUUGUUUCUCUGCAUGACCUGUUUGAAGGCCCUCAGUGAGAAGCAUCGGAAGGUCAGCAGAGGAAGGUCACGGACCUCCCAUCCCAUCUCAUUUGGAGGAGAGUGCUGUGGUGGUGCGUUUGUUUAUGUAGGUGUUGGGGACCGAUGGACUCGCAGAGGCGAUGUGUGACAUGCUGCUCAAGGACGCACAGGGACAGCUAGAUGGCCUCCGUGACAGUGACCGCAAGACAGCUGUCGACAUUCUCAGGAGCAUCGUCAGGUCAGCCAUGAGCUGCAGACAGGGAAGUCCGACGCAUCAUUGAGCGUGUCUGUUUGUCGCUGUGUCAUGUGUGUCAGCUAUGGCAAGUCGCUGGUCAGCAAGGUCGCACCGAACCCCAUCGUCGGACAAAUACUGCAGGUAGCUACGCCGAGGGUCGUGUGUGCUUUGCCUUUCUGACUGUCUGUGUGCCGCCGUGUCAGUUCGAGUCGGUUAAGGCGAUCCGGAGCCGCACAAGUGGCAUCGAGGUCUCACGACAGGUGAGCAACGCUCCUGCACAGCACGAGGCUCUCCUCUUCACCUCUCUCUGCCACAUCAGGUGUCGGAUUUCUUCAAUGCCCUCGCCCAACAGCACCAGAAGGACACCAAGGCCCAACCCAAGACCGCCGCACAGCCCACCGUGUCGGCCGCCCAGUUGGCGGCCCAGGACGCCAAAGCGAAGCGCAUGGAGAAGGCCCUUCUCGAGCAAGAGCGACGCGAGAAGGAGGUCAAAGCGAGAAAGGACCAGAAGGCCAACAAAGGCAAGGGCAAGACCAAGAGAGGCAAGGCCACAAAGGGCGGCAAGGGACAGCAGCAGGAGGCUGCAGGUGGGGACGAGGCGAGCCCCUUUGAUCCGAUCAUGGAGCCUUCGGUGCCCUCCACCGCCGCAUCCACUAGGUAGGGAAGCCAUCCACUCACUAUGGUGCAUGGUGCGUGGCUGAAGGGAGUGUUUGCCUCGUGUGUCUGUGUCGGUGGAUGUGCAGUCGGGCUGCUGCCGAUGAGGUUGAGGCGAGUCAGCCGGAGCCCACUUCCUCCAUCAGCGACACGUAAGCAAUCCAUCCACUUGACGAGAUACCCUUACACGUUUGAUUCCUCUGUGUGUCUGUCGAUCCCUGUCUUUGCAGGUCUGGUGCGCCUCAUGUGCCGUCCGUGUCAGCGGCUGCGGGCAGCGACCUGCCUGGUGAUGGUGGCGAUUCAGCAAAUUCGGCGGCUGUCGGAAGUGAUGAUGAUGAGGACGGCGACGCGAUGCUGAUCAACUCGGCGUUCGCACAGCACGCACGGCAACAGAGGAACGAGGGCAAGACGAAAAAGACAGAAAACAAACACAACACCAGGCCCACCCCGACGUCCACAUCUCAGCCGAGCCAGCCGUCCCGCCCCUCACUCCAACCCGCACUCAGAACCAACCAAACGGGGCAGAUUGGGCGCCCUCCACCUGCCGCCAAUGAGGAUCGUUAUCGCGGCGGCACAGCACCCAUUCGGAUGCCCGCCCCCACCCCCCUCUCAAGCGCCCAGUUCCCCAAGGGUCGCUUCAAGUCGUCACCUGGCAAUGGGUGGCUGGCCCCUCCUCUGCCGAGGAGUCCGGCUGCCAUCCCGCUGCUGUCUGACGAUGACAGUCCGUCUGGCUGGGCGUCGCCUUCCCCCCGGCCAAUGGGAGGUCGUGGGGCGGGGAGGGGCCUCAUGACGAUGUUUGCCCACCAGCCGUCCCCCUUGCCCUCCAUCCCCUACCCCCGACGCCCAUCGGCCGAGGAGCUGCGCAACAGACCGUCACUGCAGCCGAGUGGACAAGACCACCAACAGCAGCCGACACAGGAUGAGGGGCCGAGGUGAGAUCCGUCGUCACAGCCAUGCGUUCGCUUGCACACGCCAGAUGUCCCUUGUUCCUCUAUGUGUCCUGCAGUUCUUCUACGGAUUCUCAUUCGAUGAGUUUAUUCGCCCACGUGCCGGCCUUUCCACCACCACCUGCGUCACACUCACCGAUCGAUCCGAGGUGACACACGCCUGACACGGACAUCAGUGACGCUUUUACCGAUGAGUGCUUGCUCCAUGCCUGUCAUGCUGUGCAGUGCUUUCCAUCCGAUGAGUCCUUCACUCCCUGUCAGCUACAAUGGCGGCCCACGACAUCCGUUCAAUUUCCCUUAUCCCUUCCCGUCCAGCCCAACGCCAGCUGCUGCGGCUGCUAAUGCUGCUGCGGCUGCUAAUGGUGGUGGUGGUGCUAGUGGCUCUGGUGGUGGUGGUCUGUCGGCUGACGCGUUCUAUGACGACGGCAAUGGUGCUGACAUGUACUGUGUGCCGCCCCCGCCGGCCUUUCCACCGCCACCCCCACCACACCCACCCAUCGACCCAAGGUAACACGGACAUGAUGUCUGUCUAUCUGUCUGUCUGUCAGCAACGCUUCUAUGAACUUCUCCUUUCAUGCUGCUCCGUUGUGCAGUGGUUUCCAUCCUAUCGGUCCCCCUCUCCCUGUCAGCUACAGUGGCGGCCCACAGGCGUCCGGCUUCCCGCCUCACCCACUCGGUAUCCAUCAGCCCUUCCCGUCUAGCCCAACCCCAGCUGCUGCGGCUGCUAAUGGUGGUGGUGGUGCCAGUGGCUCUGGUGGUGGUGGUCUGUCGGCUGACCCCUUCUAUGGCUACGACAGUGGUGAUGAUGACGAUAUGUAUGUGCCGCCCCCGCCGCCCAUAUUUGAGUAUGAAGAAGAGGAAGGGUACCAGCCGCCCUCAUCGAGCAGCGCAGCUGACCCCCUCGCCGCGGCCCAGGCGGCCGGGACGAUGCAGAACGGCAAUGGCGGGCCAUCCACAGGGUACGCAAAUGCAGGCAGAGAGGAAACGGACAGCACGUAUCACUCUUUUCCUUCGCCGCUGCGUGUUUGUGUGAAGGUCUGGGGGUAUGAUGGGUGGCGGUGCGUCUGGGAGUGAGGAGCUCUUUGAUCAGCUCUGCCGCCAGCUCGAGCACACUCAGGAAGAGGCCAAACGAAGGGCUCGGGAGGCACAAGAGGCCAGGCGGAGCGAGGAGGCACUGAUACGCCAGCUGCAGGAGGCCCAGUGGACGUAAGGAAAGGAGGCACAGACUCGCCAAAAGAGUGCAUUCAGCUCACUGUAUGGUCUUCUGCGCUUAGGAUCGCCAAAAUGACCGUGCAGCAAUCAUCUCACCACCAGCACCACCAGCCACCUUCGUGCAGCAGCUCAUCGGCCGCCCCUCCCCCGUCAUCAUCAUUCGCCCAGCCACACCCAUCCACACCCCCCAACACGACGGACCACCAGCAGCAUCAUGGUGAUGGAGAUGACGUUCCGGCCUGCGUCAUCUGUUUCGGCGAGCACGGCCCUGCGUCCGUCAUGUACAUCCCCUGCCGCCACAUGCACAUCUGCACCAAGUGCUAUGCCGACCGCCAGAGGGCCUGGCGGCAGAACCUCCCCCGAGUGAGGGCCGAGAAUGCGCGGCGCGGCGAGGUCAACAAGGAGCUCAUCAAGGAGGACAAGGAGCCCAUGGCCAUGCUGCCAGAGGCCUACCUGUGCGAGCAGUGCCAGACUGAGGUCGCCUUUGCCGGGUCGAUGGAGGAAGUGAGCCGCUGGAUGCGGCCAUUUGUGACCGGCGCACCCUGACUGACAUCUCAGUGAGUCGAGUCGAAGGAGGGCAGGUCAUGGAGCGGGUGGAGGGCAAGAGGCCAUGUUUGUCUGUCGAUUUAAGCGAUAUGCCAGCCGGUGGGUGAGUGCCCUUUACGGUCAAGUCUGUCUGUCGCGUGUGAGUCAGUGCCUUAUGUGUUUGUCCGUUUUUGUCCUCACCAGCCAUCCCACCUGCAUGAUGCCAGCGGGUGUUUAUACUACCAUCUGUAUGCCCAUCGAUAUACAUAUGUGUGUAUGUAUGUGCUGCAUGUGCGUCCACACACUGCUCGCUGCAUGUCGUGUGCAUGUGCAUGCCCGCGUAUUUAUCUAUUUAUCCAGAUAGACAGACCAACACAUUGGUGCGUGAGGACCUCUAGUGCGAUGCCAUGAAUGCCCUGAUCAUGAGGUCAAUAUUCAUAUCUGACCUGCGCGCAU
This is a messenger RNA of Vitrella brassicaformis, 7703 nucleotides long. NCBI's taxonomy places the organism in Eukaryota, Vitrellaceae. The record is from the annotation of a GenBank genome assembly.